Molecule: messenger RNA, 891 nt
Organism: Culex pipiens pallens (northern house mosquito)
Lineage: Eukaryota; Metazoa; Arthropoda; Insecta; Diptera; Culicidae
Exons: 2
Coding region: 344-886 (180 amino acids)
Biological process (GO): microtubule-based movement
Cellular component (GO): cytoplasm; cytoplasmic dynein complex
Molecular function (GO): dynein intermediate chain binding
Source: RefSeq, a predicted model, not a curated record
AAAACACAGAAAUCAGUUAACGUGCACUUGUCUAUGGCCUGGUUAUUGCACGAAAGCAGCAUUCUUACAUAGUUUCUCCAAACAUACUUUAGAAGGGUGUCUGCCGCCCCUCGAAAGUGAAAAACAAGUCACGAAACACGUGUCACGUGUUAAUUGAUGGGUAGAAAUCGAAUUUUGGUUGGUUGUACUGCAAACAGCUGAUUUAUUGCCAAAAAAACUAGUUUGGAACUGCAUCGUCAUUCUAGUAGUGAACUUGGCUGCAUUCACAAGUGCCUGCACCGUUGUCUUUUUGUAUUUUGGUGACUUUUUGUGGGUGAAAAUAAAUCAAUACAUUGCACUGAGGAUGGCAGUUUGGGGCAAGAUCAAAAUCACCAGUAGUGGAAAGAACACUGCUUCUAUCCAACCUGCACCGAUCUUGAGAUUUUCCGAAACCCUAGCCAAUGCGCUGGGAAAUCGCAAAGCCAAGUACAAGGACGUCUCGAAGGACCUCAACAAAUUGAUCAACAAGGAAGAGGAAGAGUCUCCGAUCGCAGCGAAGCCCCCUUUCGACGUAGAGCGCAUUAAGCUGGUGAUGCAGCGAAUAAUUCGGCAGCAGUUUAACCUCAAGGACGAGGACGGAGAUCCCAUCAAAUACGUUUACAACCCGGCCAAGAAUCUCGAGUUGAGUCAGAAGAUUGCAAAGGCGAUUCAGGACAGGGUGCGAUCUUACAACUACUCGCGGUAUAGAAUAGUGAGCUUUUGUUCGGUAAUCGAGAAGGAAAAUCAGGGCAUCAGUUACAAAAUGAAGUACGCCAUCGAUCCGUACUUGGACAACUACGCGCAGUAUGUGCAUGACAUGGCCAAGUUUUGGGUAAUUGCCACCGUGCUGCUGGUGCACAAGGAUUAGAGUAU